Messenger RNA from Nomascus leucogenys (northern white-cheeked gibbon), 802 nucleotides. It is a transcript of the gene KCNE2, whose product is annotated as potassium voltage-gated channel subfamily E regulatory subunit 2. The record is from RefSeq and is a predicted model, not a curated record. Gene Ontology annotation, biological process: potassium ion export across plasma membrane; regulation of heart rate by cardiac conduction; ventricular cardiac muscle cell action potential. Lineage: Eukaryota; Metazoa; Chordata; Mammalia; Primates; Hylobatidae. Gene Ontology annotation, cellular component: membrane. Gene Ontology annotation, molecular function: transmembrane transporter binding; potassium channel regulator activity; delayed rectifier potassium channel activity.
UAAGGUGAAGGUGCCCAGCAGGCUGAGGCUUGUGUGCAACCCAGAAGAGAGCUUGCUAACGCCAGCAAAAAGGUUCAGAACAGCCUGGCUUUGGAAAGGAAUUUCAUCCUGCCCACACACUGCAUAGCAGGAGGGAAGCAUGUCUACUUUAUCCAAUUUCACACAGACACUGGAAGACGUCUUCCGAAGGAUUUUUAUUACUUACAUGGACAAUUGGCGCCAGAACACGACAGCUCAGCAAGAGGCCCUCCAAGCCAAAGUUGAUGCCGAGAACUUCUACUAUGUCAUCCUGUACCUCAUGGUGAUGAUUGGAAUGUUCUCUUUCAUUAUCGUGGCCAUCCUGGUGAGCACUGUGAAAUCCAAGAGACGGGAACACUCCAAUGACCCCUACCACCAGUACAUUGUAGAGGACUGGCAGGAAAAGUACAAGAGCCAAAUCUUGAAUCUAGAAGAAUCGAAGGCCACCAUCCAUGAGAACAUUGGUGCGGCUGGGUUCAAAAUGUCCCCCUGAUAAGGGAGAAAGGCACCAAGCUAACAUCUGACGUCCAGACAUGAAGAGAUGCCGGUGCCACGAGGCAAAUCCAAAUUGUCAUUGCUUGGAAGAAAGUGAGUUCCUUGCUCUCUGUUGAGAAUUUUCAUGGAGAUUAUGUGGUUGGCCAAUAAAGAUAGAUGACAUUUGAAACUCAAUGAUUUAUGUUUGCUUGUUGGAGCAAUAUUUUGUGCUGAAGACCUCUUUUACUUUCUGGGCAAGUAAAUGUCAUUUUAAUCAAUAUCAAUGGCGAAAAUAAAGCCAAAUUUGAAG